CGAAUAAUCAGUCGCGCGGGAUCCGUGGCGGCGUAUGGUCGUGUUCACGACACAAGCACCGCAACCCACACGCUCAAUCGAAAGUAUUUACGAUAGAUAAAACUUUUUUAACUAUCUUUUUGCUGUGAAUCGUGAAUAGUGAACUUUUGUGGUAAAAAAGACAUCAUGUCAAGUUAAAAUUUUUGAGUUCUUCUUAAAUAUUAAUAUUUUCCAAAUGAAGAUGACAGUAAACCGCAUAAGGGUGGUGGUGCUCGGGAGCCCGCGGAGUGGAAAAUCUGCGGUAGUCGUGAGAUACCUGACCAAGCGGUACAUCGGGGAGUACAGUUCCACUGGAGAUUUCCUUUAUCAGCACCGAGUGGCUUUCGAUGGCGCCGUCUCCGAAGUGGAAAUUCUGGACACCUCUAAUUGCGCGAUUCGCGGUUGCUUGGCGGAGCACGUGCGAUGGGGCGAUGCGUUUGCAGUAGUGUACUCCGUGUGUGAACGACGCUCGUUCUUGGCUGCAGCUGAACUAUUAUCCUUGUUGGAACGUACCCGGCUCCCAGGCUGUGCGUCUGUCACCCUCUUGGGGAACAAAAGAGACCUCGAACACGCCAGGGAGGUCCACGCAGAAGAGGGUCAGGAGCUAUCGCUUCGAUUUGGGUGUCAGUUCUAUGAGGUGUCGGCGGCGGAGUCGUGCGCCGGUGCAGCGUUGGCUUUCCACGCGCUGCUGCGGGAGGCGCGUGCGUUGGCGCUGCUACUGCCUGCGCCCAGGCGGAAACUUGCUGCCUAUUCUGUUUCUAAGGUAAUCGGCACAAUAUUCGGGAAAAACAGUAAAAGUGUGCGGAAGAAACGCCCGUCUCUAAGCAUUUGAAUUAAUAUUUAUUUAAUAUUAUAGAUAUUUAAUAUUAUAUAUUUUUACAAGCAAAAGUGAAAAAAUAUGUUAAUUUUGUUUUAAAACUAGCAAGUCGAUGUUCAUUAAAAAAUAAGAUAUGUAGGUACCUAACUGAUGAUUGACAUUAAAAAACAAAGAAUUGGGACCAUAAAAAUAUACCACCAGCCACAUUAUGAAAUAAAUUACGAUAAUGUACCUAUUUAGACUUACUUUAUUUUAAGUGGUGCUAAAAUUAUCACAUCAAAAAGACCAUACAUUGCGUAGAUUAAGUUUCCCCUUUUGUCAAAAAAAAGAACUGAAUAUCUACUAGAAACAAAAUCGGAAAUAACUUUAAAAUAAAAGCACCUAUCUCUCAAGUGACAAAAUGUAUCAUAUAAUUAAGUUAAUACCAACAACAUUGUGUUAAGUGAUUUACGAUUGCAGCCAUAUAAUUAAAGUAAUUACUUAAGAGUGUAAAUAAUCUCAGUAUUUCCUGUACAUAGUAAUUAAUAAUGUUGUAUAAUUUACACCUCGCAUUAGAGUUACAGCAAUAAGACAAGUUGUAAAUACUAAUUUAAAUAAUAUGAAAGGUCCAUCCAUACCUUGAAUUGGUAAUCCUUAUUAUGUAAGAGAAUCUUAAAUAAACGUUCAUAAAAUAUA
Molecule: messenger RNA, 1510 nt
Organism: Plodia interpunctella (Indianmeal moth)
Lineage: Eukaryota; Metazoa; Arthropoda; Insecta; Lepidoptera; Pyralidae
Product: ras-related and estrogen-regulated growth inhibitor-like protein
Exons: 6
Coding region: 215-850 (211 amino acids)
Molecular function (GO): GTP binding; GTPase activity
Source: RefSeq, a predicted model, not a curated record